Anolis sagrei ordinatus is the source of this 526-nucleotide messenger RNA. The record is from RefSeq and is a predicted model, not a curated record. NCBI's taxonomy places the organism in Eukaryota, Metazoa, Chordata, Lepidosauria, Squamata, Anolidae.
AUGGGAGGCAAGGAGACGGGAAGGAAGGUUGCUUUUGGCCGCUUUGGGGGGAGACUUGGAGGGGUCUACAGCAAUGGCGUCUAACGAUUAUAGUCAGUCAGCAACACAGAGUUAUGGGGUCUACCCAACUCCACCCACACAGGGUUAUUCUCAGCAGACUAGCCAGUCAUAUGGGCAGCAGAGCUAUGGCGGAUAUGGACAGUCAGCAGAUACUUCAGGAUACAGUCAAAGUAGUUACAGCUCUUCUUAUGGACAGACUCAAAGCUCUGGCUAUGGCACUCAGUCAACACCACAGGCCUAUGGCUCAUCAGCAGGAUAUGGCAGCAGCCAAACUUCUCAGACAUCCUAUGGACAGCAGUCAUCGUAUCCCAGCUACUCCCAGAAGCCAGCCAGUUCCACCACUGGAAGUUAUGGCACCAGCUCUCAAACCUCCAGCUAUGGGCUAAAAAUGAUGACUUUACUGAAAAUGUUGUUUCUAUUUCAAAACUUACAAAUAAUUAAGGGACUGAAGGUUUUUGAGAAAUGA